UUAAAGUUGGCGCUAGCUGUGUUAAGUUACGUGGAAUUGGUGCGUAUAUAUAUAUAUAAAUCCCACACACACUGCUUCGUCAGUCAACUUUUCGUACUGCUGUCGCGAUUGCGAUUCAUGUAACGGAGGUGUCUGACGGUAGAAGUUUAAACACAAUUGAAACGAUUUUAUUUUAUGUUAUAUAGAAAAGUAAUUUUCUACUUUAUAAACAUAUAAUUAUCGAGGUAAUUAAAUAGAGAAUAAAUUGAACAUUUUUUAAAAAUGGAUAGCCCGUUACCGCAUAUUAUGGAAAGUGCGGAUUGUGAUGGUUCUUGUAAACCAAAAGACAGGUUAGUUAGUCUUCUGGAUCAGAUUGAAGUACACGUAGAACAACUAAGAAAAGAUGCUUGGAGACUUGAAGAAGAAAGGGAUACUCUUCUGACUACUUUAGACACACUCAAAAACAAUGAAAUUUUAAGCGGAUUAGAAGAAACUGACAGAGAUGAUGUACUAAGGUAUGCUGAGAGAUUAUCUUUGAGAUGUUUAACGGUUGAUGUUUUAGUCAAAAUUCAACGUGACCAAAUUCAACAAGAAGCAUUACAUCAGGUAAAUGGUUUGAUUGAUAGUUUAGUCAUUAGUCUACGUGAUGAUCCAGUUGGAACUCGUCAACGUUGUGCAUCUUUUAUGAAUGCUUGUACUUCACAAAGUCUUGGACAUUCUGAUAAAAAUUUUGAAACUGCCAUUCUUGGAUGCACUAUGGAUGAUCAGAAACGGAUUAAGAAAAGAUUACAGGGUUUAUUGGAUUACAUAGAUAAAAUGCAUACAAUUCAGCUACUAUGAACCCCUGUUUGGAUUAUUUCAUAUUGAAAAGAAGCAGACAAAUUACUCUUCAAAAGAACAACUAGAUAGUCGUUCCAUGGGAGAUAAGAAAAAUAAAAGCUAGUUAUAUUCGAGUAUUUGAUGAUUAUGCAGUGGUGAUAUUUAUGGUAAAUAUAAAGAAAGUGUCACUUA
Messenger RNA from Megachile rotundata (alfalfa leafcutting bee), 990 nucleotides. RefSeq names its product BAG family molecular chaperone regulator 2. Gene Ontology annotation, biological process: protein stabilization. NCBI's taxonomy places the organism in Eukaryota, Metazoa, Arthropoda, Insecta, Hymenoptera, Megachilidae. The record is from RefSeq and is a predicted model, not a curated record. Gene Ontology annotation, molecular function: adenyl-nucleotide exchange factor activity; protein-folding chaperone binding.